This is a messenger RNA of Andrographis paniculata, 1928 nucleotides long. RefSeq names its product WRKY transcription factor 6-like. Lineage: Eukaryota; Viridiplantae; Streptophyta; Magnoliopsida; Lamiales; Acanthaceae. The transcript has 5 exons. The record is from RefSeq and is a predicted model, not a curated record. Gene Ontology annotation, molecular function: DNA-binding transcription factor activity; sequence-specific DNA binding. The coding region runs from base 174 to 1748 and encodes 524 amino acids. Gene Ontology annotation, biological process: regulation of DNA-templated transcription.
AAAAUUUUCAACAUCCCCACUCCUCGAUCGAUCGAUCCUUUUAUAUACACUCGUCUCUUGCACCUGUGGAAGACUUCCUUCUUGGAUUCUCCACGUUUCUUUCCUCUUUCGUUUUUCUUUCAUUUUCUCUCUCCAUCUCUUCUCUUUGAAGUUUGUGUUCUUGAUUUUGAUAUAUGGAUAGAGGAUGGGGUGGUCUCACCCUUGAGAAUUCCGAUCAGGUUGGGUUUUUUAGGAAUAGACAAGGUUUUGGGUUUAAUUUCAGUCCGAGAUUGGAUCAUCGGAGCAACGGAUUGAUUAUGUUUCCGAUGGAUUCGAGUGGGAAAGACGACGACCAAACCGCCGAUGAACAGCUGGUGGUUUUGAAAGAGCUGGUGGACUAUUUAGGGAAGAACAUACCCAGAGAUACUGCGGAGGAUAAUAAUGUAAAUCAAAUCUCGAACCCUGCGGCCAGACAUUUGGAUGUAAACACUGGUUUGCAGCUGGCGACCGGCAGUGAUCAAUCGACGGUGGACGAUGGGCUGUCUUCCGAUGCGGAAGAUCGGAGGGCCAGAAAUGAGCUGGCGCAGCUUCAACUACAAUUACAGCAAAUGAAUUUUGAGAAUCGGAGGCUAAAAGAAAUGCUUCAUAAAGCGACUAUCAAUUACGAGGCGUUACAGAAUCAAUACAAGGCAAUAACUACUAAUGAUCGGAGGCAAGAAAUAAUCCAGGGAUUUCCGAUCCUUCCAAGACGGUUCCUCGACGUGGCAACCAACCAGGCGCCGUCCAAUUCCUUGUCGGAAGAAAGAACCGUUUCCGAAUCAGCUCACAACAAUUUCGAGAUGUCGAGGAAGAAGAGAGGUGUAAGGGACGAGAGCCCCGAAUCUGCAAGCAACAAGGCUCCCAAACGGAGCCCGAGCCCGAGCCCGGCCCGGCCCUCCGAGGCAACGAUUAAGAAGACACGUGUCGCCGUCCGGGCCCGAUCGGAGGCUCCCGCGAUCGCAGACGGGUGUCAAUGGAGAAAGUACGGACAAAAAAUAGCGAAAGGGAACCCGUGCCCACGAGCUUAUUACCGCUGCACAAUGUCGAAGAACUGUCCUGUUCGGAAACAAAUUCAAAGGUGUGCUGAAGAUCGAGGAGUACUGAUCACAACUUACGAAGGAGUGCACAACCACGUACUGCCCGGGUCCGCCCAAUCCAUGUCGGCGGCCACUUCCGCCGCCGCCAGCGUGGUUCUUUCCGGCGCCAUGCCGACCGCCGACGGGACGAUUGAUCCUAAAAUCCUGGCAACCAUUCUUCCAUUAUCUAAUCCAAACAUUGCAGCAAUCUCAGCUACUGCUCCUUUCCCCACCGUCACUCUUGACUUGACAAAAGUCCAAAAUGCAAAUUCAAAUUCAAAUUCAUCGCCAUUUCCGACACUUCCGGCGGCGGCGGCGCUGCAAUUCCCGCCUCAAAACCUAAUUUCUCCCCCAAAUCAGUUAGCUCCUCCCUUCCCUUUCGGCCAGGCACUGUACAAUCAGUCCAAGUUUUCGGGUCUUCAGCUCUCACAGCAAAGCAACGAUGGCGCGUCGUCGUCUCAAAAUCCUCCGGCGACGGUGCCGCCGUUGUCUGCAGAGAAUCUCCGCGCUGCCACGGCUGCCAUCGCCGGAGACCCUAAUUUCACAGCCGUCCUCGUCGCCGCAAUCUCCUCCAUGAUCGGCGGCGGCUCUCAGCCGAGCAACACCAGCGAAUCUUCUAAUCCCAACGACAAUCAACAACAACCCCCACCGUAAAUACGACGAGUAAGAAUUUUCCGACAGCUUCAUCAUUGGUACUUUGUUACUAGGUUAAUUUUUGUUUGAAUCCCAGACAUGUAUUAGAUGUACUUUGUCAUUAGUUUUUUGGCCUUUCCCAGUGGGAUUAACAUGUUCAUAUAUUGUUCGAUGUUUGAAUGGACACACACAAUUCUUUCC